This is a messenger RNA of Equus caballus (horse), 2569 nucleotides long. It is a transcript of the gene EYA2, whose product is annotated as EYA transcriptional coactivator and phosphatase 2. The record is from RefSeq and is a predicted model, not a curated record. Gene Ontology annotation, cellular component: nucleus. Gene Ontology annotation, molecular function: protein tyrosine phosphatase activity. Gene Ontology annotation, biological process: positive regulation of DNA repair; cell differentiation; multicellular organism development. Lineage: Eukaryota; Metazoa; Chordata; Mammalia; Perissodactyla; Equidae.
CGCAGCGGCGCGGGGACCGGGCGGGGGCAGAGGGAGGGCCCGGCCGAGGGAGGGGAAGGGGCCGGUCCUCCCCGCGCAGGCGGCGGCCGCGGCAGCCCAGGAGGCGGAGGCAGCGGCGGCGGCAGCGUGCCCGCUGCAGUGGCCCCGCCGCGUCGGACCCGCGCCCGCACCCGCACCCGCACCCGCACCGCGCCGGGGCGCCCUCUCCACCGCGCGCGGUACAAGGAAAUGCUAGAACUGGUGAUCUCACCCAGCCUCUCCGUAAACAGUGAUUGUGCGGGGAAACUGAAGCUGGGCCGCGCUGACGCCGAUGUCUGGACUCUGAGUGACGCUGCAGGCAUCACGGCAUCAGCCCCUCCGGCCCCUCCGAGCGUGUCCCAGCUCCUCGCGAGACCCUGCGCACGUAUCCUACCCAGCCAGCCUCCCUCCGCCAUGGCAGCCUACGGCCAGACACAGUACAGCGCGGGCAUCCAGCAGGCCGGCCCCUACACGGCUUACCCGCCUCCAGCACAAGCCUAUGGACUCCCUUCCUACAGCAUCAAGACAGAAGACAGCUUGAACCAUUCCCCUGGCCAGAGUGGAUUCCUCAGCUAUGGCUCCAGCUUCAGCACCCCACCCACUGGACAGAGCCCGUACACCUACCAGAUGCACGGCACGGCGGGCAUCUACCAGGGAGCCAACGGACUGAGCAACGCGGCCGGGUUCGGGAGUGUGCACCAGGACUAUCCUUCCUACCCCGGCUUCCCCCAGAGCCAGUACUCCCAGUAUUACAGCUCAUCCUACAGCCCUCCGUACGUCCCAGCCAGCAGCAUCUGCCCGUCCCCCCUCUCCACGUCCACCUAUGUUCUCCAGGAGGCAUCUCACAACGUCCCCAACCAGAGUUCUGAGCCACUUGCCGGUGAAUAUAGCACACACAACGGACCUUCCACGCCGGCGAAAGAGGGAGACACGGACCGGCCGCUCCGGGCCUCCGAUGGGAAGCUCCGAGGCCGGUCUAAGCGGAGCAGCGACCCCUCCCCAGCAGGGGACAAUGAGAUCGAGCGUGUGUUCGUGUGGGAUCUGGACGAGACAAUAAUUAUUUUUCACUCCUUACUCACGGGGACUUUUGCAUCCAGAUAUGGGAAGGACACCACGACGUCCGUGCGCAUCGGCCUGAUGAUGGAGGAAAUGAUCUUCAAUCUCGCGGACACGCACCUGUUCUUCAAUGACCUGGAGGACUGUGACCAGAUCCACGUCGACGACGUCUCGUCCGAUGACAAUGGGCAAGAUUUAAGCACGUACAACUUCUCCGCGGACGGCUUCCACAGCUCGGCCCCGGGAGCCAACCUGUGCCUGGGCUCCGGCGUCCACGGCGGCGUGGACUGGAUGAGGAAGCUGGCCUUCCGCUACCGGCGGGUGAAGGAAAUGUACAACACUUACAGGAACAACGUCGGCGGCUUGAUAGGGGCCCCCAAAAGAGAGACCUGGCUACAGCUGCGAGCUGAGCUGGAAGCCCUGACCGACCUCUGGCUGACCCACUCCUUGAAGGCACUCAACCUCAUCAAUUCCAGGCCCAACUGUGUCAACGUGCUGGUCACCACCACUCAACUAAUUCCUGCCCUGGCCAAAGUCCUGCUGUAUGGACUGGGCUCCGUGUUUCCUAUUGAGAACAUCUACAGUGCAACCAAGACAGGCAAGGAGAGCUGCUUCGAGAGGAUAAUGCAGAGGUUCGGCCGGAAGGCCGUCUACAUCGUGAUCGGCGACGGCGUGGAAGAGGAGCAGGGAGCGAAAAAGCACAACAUGCCGUUCUGGCGGAUAUCCUGCCACGCCGACCUGGAGGCGCUGCGGCACGCGCUGGAGCUGGAGUAUCUAUAGCGGGAGCCGAGGCGUCGCCAGCUGCUGCCACGGGGGCGUCCCACCCACCCAGGCCCCGCGCACCCCCCGCCUCCCCGCCGGAUGCUGGACACCGGGCAGGGUCCCUCCAGCCGAGAGGACGUGUCCGGUGACCAUCUCAGAAGUCCUUGCAGUCCAAAUGCGGGUCCUGAGAAACAGAGCAGCCAACAGUGGCUUUGGGAUGUUUACCUUUGGGGAAAAGGGCUGGCUCAGACUCCAGACCCUUCGACCAGACUCACAGAACAAAAGGAAUUGCUGAUUUGGGGGAGGGCUGCUGAUGAGAAGGGGACAGGCUCUUUUUUUUUUUUUUGUCAUUUUAAUUUAUGGACUAAUCUCAUUGUUCCGUAUUAUGCUCUCGUAUCUGUGUCGUUGGUUUUCUUAGUCGUUGGUUUGGUUUGGUUUCUUAAACUGGCAUGUGGGGUGGUGCACAGUUCUCAUUUAAGCACUCUCUGCUCCAAGUUGUGCUUUGGGGGACAAUCAUGCUUUGAACAUUAGUGAGGGAGGCACUUUGGGGCUGUCGGGAAAACUAUUGCUCAUUUUUGUUUCUAAGGACCUAACCUGACGUCAUGUGGACAGUGCACGUGCCUUAUGCUGCCAUCUUGUUUUCUAGGAAGAGGGGACCCUCGCUGGGGAGGAGGUGGUACUUUGUGACGGAAGAAGGCAUUAAAUAAAACCACGUUUACAUUUUGGAAUGGGA